AUGGAAUCAACUAAAAUUGUAUGGCAUGAUCCUAAUAUAUUCGGCGAAGAGAAUUAUCGCUAUAUAAGAGAACACUUAUCUCCUUUACAAUACAAAACUUUUACAACUGUUACUGAAGCUGUCCAGUUUUUAUCAUCAACUACUGAAAAAUGAAUUCUUGUCACAUCCGGGACAAGUGGCGAAGAACUUGUUAAGCAAGUCCACAAUUUCCCAUCUGUAAUUGGUAUCAUAAUAUUCUGCAAUAAUUAUGCAUACCACAAGCAAUGAUCUUCUGCAUUCAAAAAGGUAAAAAGAGUAGAAAUCUCCAACUUUGGAAACGUUCUCCAGGAAGCCAGAAAAAUUUGGGAUCAGUUAGUAACAUAUAACGCUUUAUUUAUGACUCAGAAAGGAAAAAUAGAAUAUGACCAAAUAAUUAAUGCACUUGAAAUAAAUACAGUUGGGACUCCAAGUAGCCAAAUAGCAUGUGAUAGCUUCAGUCAUAGAGCGUAUUACCAUAUGGAAAGUGAGCUAGAAAUGAGUUUUUUGCAGAUUUGUAAGCUUUCACUUAAGAAUCAAGCUAUUCCAAGAUCAGAUGUCCUUAAUGAACUUAAAAGCUUUGCAAUAACUGAUGAAAAUAAAGCAAGGGUUGAGGAAAUGUUUGGCUUGUACCCUAAUGAUUUACUAACUCACCCCCUCCUGAGGAACAAAACCAUUGGAAAAAUCGCUAUUUUUUUCCCAAAAAACCACUCUCCAUGAGCGAACAAAAAUUUUUUUAAUAGAAAAAAUUUUUUAUGAAAAAAAAUUGAUAUAUAAGUGAUAAUUAUUAUAAUGAAAUCUCGAGCUAAUUCUGUUUAAUUUCAAACAAAUUGCGUUUUAAAUAUAAAUUUUAUAAAUUAAAUUAAUAUUUACUUCCCAAUUUUUGCAAAUUAGGAUUUUUUGAAAAUUUCGAAAAAAUUACUAUAAAAUUUAUAUAUAAAUUUUUUUUAAAAAAAUUAACCCCCUUCGUGAGUGAACAAAAUUUUUUUGCUCACUCACGGAGGGGGGAAGUAAGGUCUUUUGUUCAUAUAUACACUAGUGAUUUAGUCUUUAGAAGGUUAAAUGAAUGUUAUGCAGCUAAUGAUUACUCAAGAGUUAUGAACAUUACAGCUGCUUGCCUUUUAGAGCUUAAAUCAAGGCCAGAACUCAUGCUUCAGAAUCAAACUGUUCUUUAUAGAGGUGUGAAUAUUUCCGAAAAAGACUUAGAGAAGCUUACUGUAGGACAAAGAGGCUUUUGACCUGCUUUUACAAGCGCAUCUACCAGAGGAGAUGUUGCAAGAAGGUCUUAUUUUCAGGCUACAGUUGUUUUUGAGAUUCAUUUGCUAGCGAGUGAGCCUCACCCUCAUAUAUUUGCGCAACCAAUGUCUGAUUAUGUAUCAGAGCAAGAAGUCCUUUUGUUGCCUUAUUUUCCGUUAGUGAUCACUAAUAUUCGAAAAGCAGAUAAUGUUACAGUGAUAACUGUCGACCAAGACCCAACUCAUCCGUCUCUGGCUUUUAAUAGCCAAACUCUAAUAAACUACUGGAGGUCAAGAAUAGAGACAGAAGUUAUGAUGCCUAUUGAUGAAAUAUGUGAUAACAUUAGAAACAAAGCUAUCAUCAUUAUUGAUUUGCCUGCAUAUUUUAAAAAAAAUCUAGCCUUAGAUCAUUCAGUCAUGCCAUUUACUAAAGAUUUUGAAAAAAUAAUUCGCAUAACUUAUAAGAAGCACGAGAACGAAAUACAUAAGUUAAAUGACUCUGUAAGUGGAUCUCUGAUUGAAUAUUUAGUAAUAAUGAAAAACGAUAUAGAGAAUUCAAUAGUUUCCUAUAUCAAAAAAAAUAUUGAAAUAGUUUUUGAUCAAUAUUUUGAGAAGAUUAAAGACAAUAUCAUAAAGAUGAUGGGAUAUGAAGUGAUAACAACUUUUAGCGUUCCUAGUGCUAUGGUGAGGGAACUAAUUACGAAAAUUAUGAGAUUAGCAGAGAUGGGUCAUUUUUCUACGAUACCAGAAGUGAGACAAAAUUUUUACGAAGAAAGUAAAGGAGAAACAGAGUCAUCUAUAUAUCUUAAGAUCUUUAUAAAAGAAACGAUUAAAGCAGUGGAGGGUGGGAUCGGUCGUAAUAAGGAAGAGAUCAAAAAGAAAAAUGAAGAAAUUAAAAAUGAAUUGUAUAGACAGCUUGGAAUAUUAAAAAGCAAGCUCCAUCAGUCUCUUGAAAACGUGCUUCUUUAG
Messenger RNA from Blepharisma stoltei, 2219 nucleotides. NCBI's taxonomy places the organism in Eukaryota, Ciliophora, Heterotrichea, Heterotrichida, Blepharismidae. The record is from the annotation of a GenBank genome assembly.